Molecule: messenger RNA, 2585 nt
Organism: Paramecium tetraurelia
Lineage: Eukaryota; Ciliophora; Oligohymenophorea; Peniculida; Parameciidae
Exons: 5
Source: RefSeq, a predicted model, not a curated record
AUGCAAAAUUAAUAAUUUUGUGAGGGAAGGAAAAUCGACUUGGGUUGGUUGACAGAUGCCAAGAAUGAUUAUCACACCCUGCUUACCAAAUCCUUCAGAUAGCAAUUCAAGGAGGAAUAAUAGAAUAUAGCAAAUAAGGAAUUGAUUACGGAUGAAAUGAUCAUGAGUCUUUGUCUCAGUGUUGAUUAAAAGAAGGAAGAAUUGGUGAUGCAAAAGAAGAGUAGUGUAACAGGUGGUUAUUUGGAUAGACAAGUAAGAUUUGAGAAGCACAUCCUUCAAUAACUCAAAGAUCAUAAGCCUGUAAAAUCAUUCCCUCUUUAUUAAAGAGUCUAUGUGGAAACCAAGGCAGCUGAUUAAAAGACUUGGUACAACAAAAAUGGUGAUAUGGCAAGAUUAUUACUGGAUUUUGAGAAAGGACAUUCUGGUGUUUACAUUUAUAGAAAGGAUAAAAAUUAGGCAAUAAAGUGGCAAAGAUAUUUGAUAAUUGAGAAAUUAUUGCAAGUGAAACCAAAAUUAGUUGCUAGAUGUUUUGAAUAUUGUUAUUAAGAAUAUGAGGAAAAGUUUACAUUUACUUGGGCAUUAUAAUUUGCUUAACUUCUUGGAACUUACACAACACAAAUGAAUUAAUUGAAAAAGCAAAAAGCUAAAUUGGAUGAAAACUUUUUGAUCUCUUUAGACAGAUAGGUCAUGAAUUAUCAUAUUAAAAAAUGGUAAGCCAAGAGUGAGAAGUAAUACAAAGAUGAACAAGAUUAUCAAGAAAAAAUGAAGCAAUUAUCAUUGAAAGAAUAAGAACAAUUGAAGGCUACAGAAAAUUAGAGAGAAUUAGAAAGAUAAUCCAAAGAAAAGAGGAGAUUGGAAUUAUUAGAGCAAAUGGUCACCUAUCUGAGACCAAAGAAUUAGGAAAUCAAGCGAUUCUACAAGUAUUGGUAGGAUAGAGCAAUUCAUAUUCAUCACAACAAACCAAAAGAGUUUUCUAUCAAAUUUCUUAGCAUGUAUAUGCAGAGCAACACCUAAUUGAUACGCCCUUAAUUAGAAGUAAGAUUUGUAUCUGAAAGAACAGAGAACACUAAAGAUAUCGAAAACACAAAACAAUUAGACGGCUUACAAUAUCAUAUUGACUAAAACCCAUAUUACACUACUCGUCUCCUAACUCAGAUGAGUCAAUAAAGAAGAAGAGACUUCACCAGUUGGGUUUUCAAAGAUGGAUUACUUGGAGUAUGCGGCAAUAAAACAAUUACUAUUGAGAAUUUGGGAUACAGAGAUUUUCUGGACCUUUAAGUUAUAGAUACAAUUAAAACCAAUACAUCUUCAAAAGUCCUGAGAAUAUAAUUGCAGGAUUUGGUUCAAUAUCUAUAUGAAGGUCGAUCAUUUUGGGUGCAAUUGGAAUUUGGAGCUUCCAAAAUCUUUGUAGAAAUGGACAUACUCGAACGUUCAAACAUUGACCCCAUUUUUUUAGAUAGGCUGAAGUUCAUCUAAUUAAAUGGCAUUCUCAGAAAGAUAGCUUUAAAGAUCAUUGAACAGAGAACCCCAGUUCCAAUUUCAGAAGCUGUGAGAUAUGAUCUUGAAAUUGAUAAAUACGGUGAAGAAAUUCAAAGUUUGUAUUAAGGAUUUUAUAUUGAGAACAUUUGUUUAUAGCCUCCAUGUAUUCCUACAGCUUGGUUCUCUUCUUUGGAUGGAAUGGAUAAAGUAGUUAAGCCUAUCAUAGACAUCCUUAAAAGAAAUUUCUAAGAUUUUGUGGACAAUGAAGAAAAUGUGAAAAUUUAUUAACAAUUAAAAUCAACUCCAAAUUUGACUUUGCCUUAGGAGAAAGAUGUCCAUGAAUUCAUGAACAGAUUACCUGUUAUUUAAGCACAUUAGCAUAAACAAUGUCAAAGCAUGUUAAUAACAUUCUUGAUUUAUUGUAAUGUUAGAGGAAUUUAAUUAAAUACUUCACUACUCAAUACUAUAUUUACAAUUGCAAGUAAAUUUAUGUGUAUUACGCAUUCUCACUUUUUUUAUAAACUUUCAAAUCCUGUGUUUGGCGAUAAAUUUGAUUCAGAAGCUCAAGCAUUUUGGCUCUUUGUGUCGUUCUUAGAUCUAAUGAGAAAUAUUCGAUUUCCAUUAACUAAAGAAGAUGCUUUGUUUUGUCCUUAAGAGACAGUCAUACAAUAUUUGGAGUUUCAACAUCAGAGUCUGAUGAAGCAUUGCAAAAUUUAUGACAUUGCUAUUAGCAAUAUCAUCUACGACAUUCUAAUUAGUUUCUACACUAAUAUUGUUCAAUCUUUGCCCUUAUAUAAUAUUUGGAGUUUGAUCAUAAGAAAGAUGAAUACAAAUAAGAAUGUCUACCUGAUCGUAUUGAUUGUAUUGAUUGAGGAAUUGGGAGACAAGUUAUUGCUUUGUCAAAAUACGGAAGAUUUUAAGAACGCCAUUUCUUUGCAAGCUUAGCUUAUGGAUAUCCUUCAAUUGGAAGCAUCGUAUUCAAGUUGUGAAUCAACCCUGAAUAGGGUCAUUAAUUCAGAGCGAUCGGUGUAUCAAUCGAUUGAACACUCUAACAUCCAUGAGCCUUUGAUAUAGGACAAUUGAUUUAUAAAAAUAAUAUGUAAUUA